This is a messenger RNA of Lactuca virosa, 1774 nucleotides long. The record is from the annotation of a GenBank genome assembly. Lineage: Eukaryota; Viridiplantae; Streptophyta; Magnoliopsida; Asterales; Asteraceae.
AUGCCAUUUUACAAUUACGAAACCCACCCUUCUCUCUCUACUCUCUCUCUCUCUCUCUCUAAAACUCUCGAUUUCGACUCCCAGACAGAUGAUCUAGCGACGCCUCUUGUCCAAAUUCAUCACCAACCCACGUCGUUUCUUCGCAAAUCAUUCAUACCCACCUCCUCAAUCUUCAAAUCGUAUCUUCAUAGAUCGAGGGCAAAUUACCUACGUAAAUUCAAUGUGUUUCCCCAAACGGUGUUGCUAACAUGCACCUCCUUUAGGAACUACAUGUCAAAUACUCAGGUGGUGAAAUUACGAAGAGAAUCGGUAGCGGCAUGCAUGACAUGCCCUAUCUGCAAAAAGCUCUUUCGAGAUGCCACUACUAUCCCCGAAUGCCUUCAUACGUUCUGCAGGAAAUGUAUUCAUAAGAAGCUCACAGAUGAUGAGCUUGAAUGUUGUCCAAUAUGCAAUAUUGAUCUGGGAUGUGUGCCUUUAGAGAAACUGAGGCCAGAUCAUAGUUUGCAAGAUGUUAGAGGGAAAAUAUUUCCCUCAAAAAGAAGAAGGGUAAAGGCCCCUGAAGUUGUGCCUUCAGUUACAUUACCAUUAAGAAGAAAAGAAAGAUCACUCUCAUCACUUGUAGUCAGCACUCCUAGAGUGUCAACACAAACUACAAUGACUGGCAAAAGGUCAAAAGUACCCUCAAGAAAGAAACCACGUGGGUCCUCUUUCUCUAUUGAGAAAUCUGUCAAGAAAGAAGAAAACUCCAUGGAUGAUCACCAAGAUAGCUCGAGUUCUCGUGAGAUUUCAAACAAGUUCACACAGAACCAUAAUUCUUCACCAUCGAGUGCCCCUUCACCUGAUAAAGAAACAAAGAAUGGGAAGGUUGAUAUGUGGAAACCUUUGAAUUAUUUGGUGGAAGUGGCAAAUAGGAGUAAAUCGUCUAAGUUCACUUCACAAGGGUCUAGUGUGAAAUCAGAACCACAAAAUACCCCAAAGAGUGAAGGGCAAUUGCGUAAACUUAAAGGAAAAGAUCAGCUGAAGCGAUCAAAAUUUCAAGAUGAGAAUGGGAGGUCUGAUGUGGAUGUUACAGAAUCUGCAAAACCCAAAAAGAUAAGAAAAAAACGCAAAAAUAAUGCAGGUAAUGCCACUGUAAUGGAUGCUGAUGCUAAUAAUGCUGCAAUGGAGAAAAGAAUAAGUCCUAUUUGGUUCCAUUUGGUGCCUUCUCAACAACAGGAAGGUGAACCAUUGGGCCAGAUAGAAGGAAGUUUUGUCAGACUAAAGGAUGCAAACAUACCUGUUUCAAUUAUCCAGAAGUUUGUCAUGAGCAAACUGAAACUUGGAAGUGAACAUGAGGUUGAGCUCAGAUGCAUGGGUCAACCACUGGUGCCAACGUUGCUGCUAGGUAAUCUCAUGGAGCUGUGGCUACAGACACAGCCAACUUCACAGACACUUUCCGUCAUAAUCGGCUCAUCAGCUAAGGAAUACAUGAUGGAGAUAUCGUAUGCUAGAAAGACUCCCGCCCCGUUUCCGAUUCCGAUUCCGACCCCGCUUCCAAUUCCAGUUCCGGCUCCAGCUACAACUUCGACUCCGGCACCGGCACCGGUGACUUGACAUCUAUGCCCUCCUUUGGUUUUCGCGUAGUGUAAGGAAUGGAAGGACAAGAAGCUGAGAUGUUCUAGUUUUAUAGUUUAUGUACGAGACAAGAUGGCUAAUUAUAAAGUGUUAAGUUACUAAAUAGUUGUAGGUUUGUGGUUUUUUUACUACAUAUGUUGGUGAAUUUUCAAAUGUUGUC